This is a messenger RNA of Camelina sativa (false flax), 378 nucleotides long. RefSeq lists its product as uncharacterized. Lineage: Eukaryota; Viridiplantae; Streptophyta; Magnoliopsida; Brassicales; Brassicaceae. The record is from RefSeq and is a predicted model, not a curated record.
AUGGACGAUGAAGAUGGAGCUCGUGAGAUAAGAGAAGAGACUAGUCGAGUUAACGAUCGCUUCUUCAUAGCGGUUUCGCUCGCCAUUCUCACCGGAAUCUGCAAACGUGCUUCUGAUUUUGACGUUUCAGAUCCGACGGAGACGACCAAGAACGGACACGUCGCGUUCUACUGCGCGUCAGAGCUCAACAAGUUAGCCGAUAUGUGUUUUACGUUUGCGAGUAUCAGAAUCGCUAUAGCCAUGCUCAGUGUCACGUUUGCGCCGGUGGCGAUGCGGAGGCUACGAGAAGAGUCGGACAUGAAACUGAUGAUUGGUUCUAUUUGCCUAGUGCUCUCGCUCUGUUUCUCGGCUUAUCUCCGAUGGUUCGUCGUCGGAUGA